Messenger RNA from Danio rerio (zebrafish), 1087 nucleotides. RefSeq names its product MORN repeat containing 3 (gene morn3). Gene Ontology annotation, cellular component: acrosomal vesicle. Lineage: Eukaryota; Metazoa; Chordata; Actinopteri; Cypriniformes; Danionidae. The record is from RefSeq and is marked provisional.
GUUGCUUGGUUACAGUACACUAAUUAUUUUUAAGAGGUUUAGUCGAGAUCGACCAUUGCUUGACAAUUAAAGUUGAUUUUCGUAGAUAAAUGGUUGAUUUGGGUUUUUUUAAGCGGUCUGGACUGUAAAGUGCAGUAUGCCUUAUGUGAAAAGACCCCCGACCGCAGAACCGCUAGUGAAACUUUGGGACAGAAAGGCUCAAAAAUAUGGACUUCAUCACACGGUGUAUUCGGUCAAUGGAGAUCAAUACACGGGCGAAUGGAUGGAUAAUAAGAAGCACGGAAAGGGAAAGCAGGUUUGGAAGAGAGCAGGAAUAGUCUAUGAUGGAGACUGGAGGUGUGGAAAGCGGGACGGGUUUGGAACUCUAAGCAGGAUGGACCCAGAAACCAAAGAGUAUACGAGGGUUUAUGUCGGGACUUGGAGGAAUGACAAGAAGGAAGGUGCUGGGUCUUAUUUCUACAGUGCAUCUGCGUUUUAUGAGGGCCAGUGGAGUGGAGAUGAGAGGAGCGGAUGGGGACGAAUGCAGUAUGAGAAUGGAGAGCUGUAUGAAGGAGAGUGGCUGAGGGACAAACAUCAUGGGGAGGGUUUGAUUUUGCUAGCUAAUGGAAACCGCUUUGUGGGCACCUGGAGUGAUGGGAAGAAGAACGGACAUGGCCAGUUGUUCUUCCUGGACAGAGGGCAGCUGUACGAAGGCUUCUGGGUUGACGAUGUUGCUAAAUGUGGAAGCAUUUCUGAUUUCGGAAGAGAAACAGCAGUCAGACCGACAGUCUAUCCCAUCCCCAAGGUUUGCCUACAGGACUCACAGGCUGUGCUGAUGGAGGCACAGGCAUAUUUCACUGAGGAUGAGGAGAAGUCAGCAGAGAUCACCGAGUCGGUUCAUAAGCAGUAUUCACCUUGAAAAUGUCCUGAAGUCAAGAAAGGCAGACCUGUGCAGUGAAACACGGUUUAUCAACGCCUCAGUCAGCUUACACUCACAAUAAACACACACCAUACAUGAAAAAGCAGAUGAUACAUUAUGCAUCUAUUAACAAUUUACAAAAUGCUCAUCUCAGCAGGUCACGCACACAAUAUAAAAGAGCACAAAAAA